AUGUCUCUCGUUAAGUCAAUCAAAGGCAAAGAUCAAGUUCUUCUCGACGGUUUUCGUUAUCGUCGGGAUAGAUUAGUUUGGCGUUGUGGAAAAGAUAAUUGCAAAGGUCGUGCUCGUUACGAUGGAGUAAUGUACGAAAUGUGUCAGGAUCAUAUAUGUCAAGCGCCAGAUCCAAAUGAAAUUGAAAAAGCUGUGUUCAAUCAUGAAAUUAGACAAAAGGCAGAACAAUGUCAUGAUCCACCAAGAUUAAUUAUUCAAGAUGCACGGCUCAAAUUAUCUUCAGAUGCCGCUGCUACUAUUCCCCAAUACACAGCAUCACAACGUGCAAUUCAACGUAUUCGACAGGAUAAAGAUAUUCCAACAGAACCUAAAAUAUUUGCCGAUAUUGUAAUUCCGCCAAAUUUUCAAAUUACUGUUACAGACCAACAGUUUCUAUUAUAUGAUAAUAAUAACCAUCAUCAAAGAUUAUUAAUAUUUGCUAGUACCGAACAAUUAGAUCCAAAAUAUGCAACAACUGAUUUGAAAAAGCGUCCGAAAAUGCGCUUGCUACUGUAG
Molecule: messenger RNA, 555 nt
Organism: Didymodactylos carnosus
Lineage: Eukaryota; Metazoa; Rotifera; Eurotatoria; Philodinida; Philodinidae
Source: the annotation of a GenBank genome assembly